This is a messenger RNA of Gadus morhua (Atlantic cod), 3028 nucleotides long. It is a transcript of the gene chic2, whose product is annotated as cysteine-rich hydrophobic domain 2. The record is from RefSeq and is a predicted model, not a curated record. The transcript has 6 exons. NCBI's taxonomy places the organism in Eukaryota, Metazoa, Chordata, Actinopteri, Gadiformes, Gadidae. The coding region runs from base 184 to 693 and encodes 169 amino acids.
UGUCGCGUUGUACUGCGGCGGAUGUUGAUGUUUUGUUUUGGAGCCUACGAAACGAUGUGAGCUGACGUCCCUGGGAUUCAUAUUUUGGUCUUUUGUAAUUGUUUCUCGAUACGGUUUCUUCUGUUAGUCGGCAUCGUGUCUCUCCCGGCAGUUGUACCGGGAAGCGCGAGGCCGAGUCUUGCGAUGAUGGAGGACUUUGAUGAGAUCUAUGAGGAAGAGGAAGAAGAGGAGGACGAGGACAGGGCCGCAGAAGAGCAGCUCCUAAAGUACGCUCCGGACCCGGUGGUGGUGCGAGGAUCCGGCCACGUCACUGUAUUUGGACUUAGCAACAAAUUCGAGUCAGAAUUCCCAUCGGCGCUUACAGGAAAGGUGGCCCCCGAGGAGUUCAAGGCCAGCAUCAACCGUGUGAAUGGCUGCCUUAGGAAGACCCUCCCUGUGAACGUCCGCUGGCUGCUCUGUGGCUGCCUUUGCUGCUGCUGCACCCUGGGCUUCAGUCUGUGGCCGGUUAUCUGCCUCAGCAAGCGGACACGGAGAUCCAUAGAGAAGCUACUGGAGUGGGAAAACGGCAGACUUUACCACAAACUAUGUUUGCAUUGGAGGCUGAGUAAAAGAAAGUGUGAAAGCAACAACAUGAUGGAGUAUGUCAUCCUAAUAGAGUUCUUGCCCAAGAUACCGAUCUUCAGACCAGACUAGUUGUUGUUGAGCCCACCCCCCCCCCACCCCACCCCCCCAUCUCGUCAGCCCAGCGCCUUCACAGAACCACAGUGGCACCCUGUGCUUCCUGAUGAAAAAACCUUCCCCAAAGGCCACCCACAUUUUAUGUUUACAGGGUGUCACCUACUCUCCCUUUCUACUCUUUAUAGCCACCCUCACGGACACCUUCUUAAGUUGUUUACAAAUCUGACAAGCCUAUGUUCUAAGUUAUUUUUGACUGUUCUGGAGGAACCGUGUCUGGCCCAGUUCAACUGCACGGUGCGGUUCUCCGUCCAGGGAGCAGGGAGGCACUGAUGGACCGGCGGCUUGAAACUCAGAAACCGGAACCUUGUCAUUUCCCCCUCCCCUCCUGCAAGACACAAUCAGAAUUUGAUGAUGAUGGGGCAGGGGGGUCUGUCCAGAAUCUCUGUUUUUGUUCAUUAUGCCAACGACUCAACUUCAUCUAACAGAACAAUAACAACACAUGAUAUCAUCACAGAGCAGAAUUUCCCGGGCUAACCCCACCCCAUCUGCAGAUCCUCCUAGUCAACGCCGGACGCAAGCUAAAAGGAACAAAGUCGGACAAUGCGACAAUGGCCUCCCUUUUUAAAUGUAUUUUACGGUAGUGAACUCCACUAGCUAGCUGCAUAGCUUACGGUCGACAGCCCCAACUUGAGCCCAUUAGCCUCCUACUUCCUCUAAUCCACUGGCCCGAGCCCCCCAUCCCUUCCCCCUGUGCGUUGGAGGACGAGAGUCAGCCUAACCCUAGUGACAAUCACAACGUAUCGACCGCACUCCCCCUGAAGGGGGCGAAAGACCGAUGGUAUUCUUCCGAGACAAUGAAAUGUUUUGGUUUUCUUUCCAACGCUGGCCCUGUCUCGCCGAGUGAUACUGUCAUCACUUGCUGCCUAACAACCGUUGCUAUGAAGCAGCGGCAACACAAGAUGAGGUCAACGGAUCCUUUCGGGAUGCGGGACCAGAACAUUGUUGUUUUUCUGUACCUUUUAUAGUAACCUCCCCAGACGCGCACCUGAGGGCAGGGGUGUGCGUCUGGCUGGUGAGGUUUGGAUCGCAUAUGGGUUAGGAUGCAUAUUGUGUGUGGGUGUGGUGUGUGUGCGCGUGCGUGCGUGUGUGCACAGGAGAAAUGUUAGAAGACAAUAAAACCCGUAGAACUUGUCUCUGCCUACUAGGGUUUCGGUCCUCAACACGUAGGUUAGUCCUUAACGAUCUCGUGAGUUUAAUUUUGUGAUACCUAAUCUCAAUGUGCACAUGAAAGAGUCUCUGCAUUUGUAAUCGCUUACUUGGCCUCCAUCGACUGGUACAAAGCACUUUGUAUCGGCGGUCUCCUUUGAGGUCAUGGCAACACAACCUGCACAGUGAUUCUCUCCUCCCUUUUCUCAGGCACCCUCGCCUGCUGUGCGUGCGUGUAUGUAUGGGACCGGGGGGUCGUUGGAUGUAUUACAUUUUAGAAAGUUAUUAUUUUUUUUAAGUUACUGUUAAUGUUUAGUUGAGUCUUCACCCGCGUGGACGCCACAGCACAAUCAAGAAUCUGAGUAAACGUCAUAGAUUCCAUCCACAGGCGUUGCUGCCGUCUGCACAAGUUAUACUGUGGUCAUGACCUGCCCUUCAGCUCCCCGCUCCGGUUUGACCUCUCGUCAUCGGCCUCGGGUCACUCGGCUGUAGUGAUUGUAUGGGUCGCACUCAGGGCGUUUUUGUUUCAUCUAACUACACGUGUAGUUUUUUAAUGUCUAUCCUUAUCGAUGGAUACAUAAAAAGGAUGAUUUCUAACCCAUUCAAAGUAAAGAAAUACGUUUUUUGUAAGUGUCAUAGAUACAUUACCUGAAUUAUAGACUUAAUAACUCACUGUAAAAAAAAUAUUUUUACGUUGAAAUAUGCCCAGUAACAAACAAGUUCUUGCCUUUUUGACGCCAUUAACAGCAAAAAAUGACUAAAAAACAUAUAUUCCAAUGUGAACCAGGCUUUUCUUUUAUUAUUUUUUGUUGCCCUGGUUUGUGUUUUUCAAAGUCCGAGCAGACUGAAUGGCCACUGGGUUGCCUUGUUAAUCAUCACUCUCCGUUCACAUUUAGUUCUGAUGUUCUCCAAGAAUCAAGAUGUAAAGCUACGUGUGUGUCUGUGUGUGCGUGCGUGUGGGUGUGUGUGCACAAAAGGUAUCGGUGCAUCCGAGAUAGUGAUUGAACCCUGUCCAUUAUGUGAGUCAGUUUUAUAUAAUCCAUAGUGUUCUGACCGAGACUUUGUGUGUGUUCAUGGGAGACGUGUAAUAUAUGUAUGUAUGACACAAAGUUUAUGUACAGUAAUAAACUACCCAUAAACAAGA